This is a messenger RNA of Ogataea angusta, 1176 nucleotides long. RefSeq lists its product as uncharacterized. Gene Ontology annotation, cellular component: cytoplasm. Gene Ontology annotation, biological process: signal transduction; protein phosphorylation. Gene Ontology annotation, molecular function: ATP binding; protein serine/threonine kinase activity; protein serine/threonine/tyrosine kinase activity. The transcript has a single exon. The record is from RefSeq and is a predicted model, not a curated record. Lineage: Eukaryota; Fungi; Ascomycota; Pichiomycetes; Pichiales; Pichiaceae. The coding region runs from base 1 to 1176 and encodes 391 amino acids.
AUGAACGAUUUUAAUCCUUCUAACAAAACCGCUGGACAGCAGGUGAUCGCUGUAGAAGUGAGAGAUGGACAUACGGGGGCUCUUUCGAAUAUCGAAUAUGCUCAAAAAUCCAUGGUGGGACACGGAUCGUUUGGGUACGUUUAUCAGAUAACGCUGUUACAUGACAAUAGCAAAGCAGCAAUCAAACGAGUUCUUCAAGAUAAGCGUUACAAAAACAGGGAACUUGAAAUAAUGAGGCUCAUAAAUCACAAGAAUAUUGUCAAAUUGCUUUCCUUCUUUUAUAAGACCAAUGACAAGGACGAGCAAUAUCUCCAUUUGAUCCUGGAGUACAUUCCGGAGACGUUGUAUAAAUCAUGCCAUUGGUACACUUCAAGACAAAGGACCAUGCCAAUGCUUGAGGUGAAACUAUACUCCUAUCAACUUUUCCGCUCGUUAUUAUACAUCCACUCAUUGGGAAUAUGUCACAGGGAUAUCAAACCUCAAAAUCUGUUAAUUGAUCCACUUAACGGCAUACUUAAAUUAUGUGAUUUUGGCUCGGCAAAGGUUUUGAAUCCUUCGGAACCAAACGUUUCCUAUAUCUGUUCAAGAUAUUAUAGAGCGCCAGAGCUUAUAUUUGGAGCUCGGAAUUACACUACCAAAAUUGACUUAUGGUCCGCAGGCUGUGUUAUAGCGGAACUUAUUUUAGGACAGCCAUUGUUCCCAGGAGAGUCUGGAAUUGAUCAGCUUGUUGAAAUUAUCAAAAUCCUAGGCACCCCAACUAAGGAUGAAAUCAAAUCUAUGAAUCCUAACUACGUGGACCAUAAGUUCCCCUCGAUAAAACCAAUACCAUUACAGAAAAUAUUCAAAAACGUGGAACCGGAAUGUCUAGAGCUGUUGCAAUUGGUGCUGAAUUAUUCUCCAAUUUUGAGAAUUGGAGCUGCUGAAGCGCUGACGUGCAAAUUUUUUGAUGAGUUCAGGGCUCAACCAGAGAUCAAAUUUCCCAAUUUCAGGAACUACAAACUGGACCGUGAGUUGCUAAUUCCUGAUUUAUUUGACUUUUCAAAAAGAGAACUGAGUGUCAACCCUACCUUGAUUGACGCUUUGGUACCUGCAUGGAAGAGAGAUCAGCUAGAUUUCGAUCUCGACUCUUUUGUGCCAUAUUCAGCUGAAGAGCUCUUGGACCCAGUCAAUAACUAG